UUCCUGUUGAGUGAGAGAGAUAGCAUUGCGUUUUGUGCUCACUGCGCGUAUGAUGCAUUGCAUCAUACGAGCAUGCUCGUAGGAUUGAGGGAAUGUUGACUGGAAUUUUCUCUGCCUUGAAGCCAUUAAAAUCGAAGCUCAAGGAUCUCUCCUGAAUGCUCUUUUUUGGGGCUUUUUAGCACUUCGGAGUCUCUUGGUCCCCUCUUUGAGUGUGUUUCUUGAAUCCAACGUACGAUGUGGUGCUGGUAGUAAUUCGUGUUGCCGAUUCUGCAGAGUUUCCAUGAAGUUUUUUCAGCGAUUUGCUUCGCGACCCUUGUUUGCACGAGCAUGUAACCAUUAGUAAGAAUUAUAUGAGUCUGAUGCAGUUGGAAUUGAGCUUCUGCAACGCUAGUAACAAAUAUCAAUUCGUUGUAGCAGUGUUUCUUUUCCAAGUAUUGCGUGAGCUAUUUGAGUUCCUAGAACAUCAUGUACGUAUUCAGCUUGGCCCGAGAGGAGCAUUCGUUAGAAUUGUGAAUUUCGACAAGAAUUAGAAUGAAAAGAGCGUUUUACUACUUACUAUGUCCUGGUCUUCAGCACCUGAAUUUUGCCAGAUAUUAUGAAUCCGUGACUGUGAGUGAAUAACUGGAUUCGUAAGUAUCGAGCUGUUUCUUUCGACAGCUCCUUUUACGUGCUCUCGGAUGGCUAGGGUUUUCUCUUCUUGCUUGUGCUAGGGUUUCCGUUUUUCCAUGCGCUAGUGUUUAGUGUUUAUUUUGCUCCUUCCAAGUCUGCUGUUUCGUUUCGUUAGGUCGCUUCGUUGAUGGGCGUGAUUGACAAGAAUGACCCUGGCAGAGGUAGGGAACCUUUCUCACGACGGGCAGUUCCAUCGCUUGACCUCAGCUUGAGCGCUCUCUUCUGUUCUCUUACCACCCUUGCCUUGCGCCUACCGGUAAGUUAUUCUGUCUCCGUUGAGCUCUUCAGUCAUCCACAGGUAUCGUAUUGUUGUCCAGUUUCUUUUCCACUUGUAAUUCCAGCGCCGGUUUGCUUUUCCGGGUGUCGUUGAUUUCUUGGCCGGGGUCAGCCGCCCCUCCGUGUUUCGUGUUUCUGCGGUAAAUUUCGAGUCUUUAUGGUGAAUGACAGGGUGAUUACUUAUGUUGUUGGAUUAUUAGUUGUGAGGCAUGAUUCGGGAGAGUUUAGAAGUGGCUGUCGUGCGCGCCAUGAGCUUUGAUUGUGGUUUGGCAGCUGAUUUUACUCUUUCUGUUUGUUGUCUCUAUCGGGGUUUGUUUCGGCUGAGCGGAGUUUUGUAUGCAUUUCGAGCACUGCUCGCGUUUGCGUGUGACAGCGUUCUAAUGAAUUGCUGCUGAGGUUGCACGUUACAGGAGGUGGUCACGUAGGCAGCAUAGGCGUGCUGAAAGGGUCAUGCGCUUUUCAAGACAAUGGAUGCCGAAUUUGAAGAGGUGAAGCAAGAGAUCAGGAAAGUAGAGCAACAGAUCGAUGCUGUGGAAGAACAACUGACGAAGGCUGUCACAGAGGCCGAUGUCGCUUACUGGCGGAAAAAGGAGGAGCAACUGAGGAAAAAGGAGGAGCAACUGCGGAAAGAGAAGGAGCAACUGCGGGAAAAGGAACUGCUGCUGCUCAACGCUGAUACUUCAGCUGCUCAACAGGAUGCACUGGACCCUUUCCGGAGGUUAUUAGUAGAAGCAAGAGUGGACGUCAGGAUUCCGGAGGUCACUGAACUGAAAGGUUACUUGCUGCAUCCGCCACGUAUGGCAUUUCCGGUUUCUCACCGACGCUACUUUCAGUGGAAGAGCUAUCUGAGUAAAGCAGACAACUUUAUUUGUCAUGACCCUGCACGAGGCGUUUGCUGGAAUUUGGAUGACCACCUUGGGAUUGUGUUAAGGCCUCCAGCUACAGGCUCUACAGAAAGUUCUUAUCAUGCUUAUUGGGAUUGUCUUGUUACUGAGCCAAUAUCCCUGUUCUCUUUGGAAACACUUGUCUUUGAUAGAGACACCUCAAGGUUUAGUUCAUCCGAGAACAAGCGCCCAGACAAACUUGGGAUGGUUUCCAGACUCGCACUUUGGCGUGGCGAGGAGAAGGGGCCAGAUACUGAAGAUGAUCCCAAACAAGAAUUGGUCAGGAAGCUGAUCUGGACGUAUGGAAACCUGCCCUAUCUCCUGUGUUAUUAUGCCAACGCAGCGAUCGUUACUUACUGUGCACUAGUGCAUGAUGCUAAGCGAUGUAAGACUGAGGUGGUGGAUUUGAUCACUGUCAAUCUAUCUGUUGUAGAGGACAGGUUGCUGGCAUCGUUGAUAGGCUUCAACAUCAGCAAGCUGCUAAUGCGCCUGUCUGAAGCUGGAAUCGUGCUGGGAGUUGAGUCUGACUUUUACGAUUAUCGCACUGACGGAAAAACUGUUUUCGUGGGGACUGGUGUUGACAAGAUCUACAGAGAUAAGCGUACCUUUGAGAAGGUGUACCAAAUAUAUAAGAGCAUCAAGGAUUGCCCCAAUGCAGAGCAGGUGCUGAAAAUUAAUGCAGCCGAUCGUAGAUUCCGAAUGAUACCCCGGUGUCUUGUGAAAAGCCGGGCGAGACCUGAAGAUGAACUUUUGAAAGCAUUGAUCAAUGUUGCAGAAGCACUGGUCUGGUUGCAUGGAAAAAAUCUAAUGCAUCGAGAUAUAACUUGGCGGAAUGUUCUCAGAAACACUUCAGGUACCAACUGGGUUUUAAUUGAUUUUGAUGAGACUGCUGCUACUCCCUGUGGUCACGCUCACGGACUGUGUGUUGAAGCUCACGCCCCUGAGAUGAGCAGAGGUCGUCAUGACUCGAGUGUAGACAUAUGGGGCAUUGGGCAUUUGAUCAGGAGUAGCGGGAUAAAUGGUUUGUCAGCGGGUGUUCGAGAGUUGCAAAGGGAUUGCUUGCAGACUGACGCUUCCAGAAGACCAAAUGCAGAAACUUGCUUGGAGAGAUUAAAAUGUCUCCGUAGAAUGACUAACAUGAACUUACACAUGGACUUCGAAAGCUGUUGAACCUGAUGUGAGGGAUACUGUGAUUCUGGCAUUAUGUUGUUGAAGCAGAUAAGGAUGACCUAUCAUGUGGGAAUGAGAUCUUAUUUGCAAGAAUCCUACGUAGAGCCGCAUUCGGCAUUGUUGGCUGAAGGCGCCUAUAGUGCUCCAUCUUCUCAAGUUUCAUGCAACUUUUGAGAAAAUAGCUCCAGGGGGGAUGAAGUCUGAAAACUCCGCAAUUCUGAUCAUUACCAAGGGAAUUGCUUCGUUAAAACAAACCUCUCGUGCUUGUGCUUCAGAUUGGAAAAGUGGGAUGUGCCCACGCAGAACCGAAGAACAACCGAAGAGGGUUUGUUUUUGACACCUUUUUUGGCAGGUUUCCGACAUUUUAUUAUAUUUUUUGGGAAAUUCUCUGACAUAUGACUGUAGAAAUUUGGAAGGAUUUCGCUUGCUUCGGUUUCGACAAUUGUUUAGACACACAAGUGACUAAAUCAAUGUCGAACUAAUUUUUCGACACUUUAAUGUCGAUAACUUCAUCUACAAUUUGUCAAUGUUGGGAAGUCUGUCAAAACGAAGUAAACAAAGUGGAUGUUCCAGAAGGUGUCGACUUAAUUCUGUGAAAACAAGGGUCCAGAACCUCGUACUGCAAAGCAAGUUGAAAAACGAAUCUGAAAUUCUGGCAAGUAAUAAACCCAACGCAGUAAUGAACUUCUUGUUGUAAACUAUGCUGAAUAUGACGUCGAUACGUGCGUCAAUAUGUUUAUGUCACUGCAGCUACUAACAGUUCACUGGUCCAAUAACGCAUUGGACGUAAGAGUCCUCCGAAGCAUACGCCCCCUUCCUACCAGGAGGUAGACAGGAGCUCGUGGUGGCUUGUAAACGAGGGUUUCAACCACAGAAAGGUGGUAACCACCGAACCUACAUGGCAUCCCACUUGCCAAGUGAGUUAUUUAUAGUGGUGUAGAGGUGGUGUAGUGGUGUAAAGGUACACUCCAUAACUUCGUUGCAUGCCAUGGGUAUUAGAAAAAUGUAUCUAGUAGCUGAAGUAUGGACAUACUAAACUAAUCUACUAAUAAGUGAUUAUUGUGCUUCUACAGUUGAUGUAAAUGUUUUCAUCCA
This is a messenger RNA of Physcomitrium patens, 4094 nucleotides long. Lineage: Eukaryota; Viridiplantae; Streptophyta; Bryopsida; Funariales; Funariaceae. The record is from RefSeq and is a predicted model, not a curated record.